This is a messenger RNA of Hirundo rustica (Barn swallow), 1952 nucleotides long. It is a transcript of the gene PHETA1, whose product is annotated as PH domain containing endocytic trafficking adaptor 1. The transcript has 2 exons. Lineage: Eukaryota; Metazoa; Chordata; Aves; Passeriformes; Hirundinidae. Gene Ontology annotation, cellular component: trans-Golgi network; recycling endosome; early endosome. Bases 156 to 926 code for a protein of 256 amino acids. The record is from RefSeq and is a predicted model, not a curated record. Gene Ontology annotation, biological process: receptor recycling; retrograde transport, endosome to Golgi; endosome organization.
CCGAGGACAAAGGUGACCGUGCGGGAGCGGUGCCCCAAAGCCCCCUGGCACCAUCCGAGCCCGGAUCCAGGGCUCUCACGGCCACCGCGGCCACACGCGUGUCGUUGAUGCUGGUGGCCGCCGCAGACCGGAGGUAGAGUCCAGGGCGCGGAGCCAUGAAGCUGAACGAGCGGAGCCUGGCCUUCUACGCCACCUGCGACUCCCCGGCCGACAACGCCGGCUUCCUCUACAAGCGCGGCGAGCGGCACACGGCCUACCACCGCCGCUGGUUCGUGCUCAAGGGCAACAUGCUCUUCUACUUCGAGGAGCGGGACAGCCGCGAGCCCGUGGGCGUCAUCGUGCUGGAGGGCUGCAACGUGGAGCUCUGCGAUUCGGCCGAGGGCUUCGCCUUCGCCAUCCGCUUCGGCGGCGCCAAGUCCCGCACCUACGUGCUGGCGGCGGAGAGCCAGGAGACCAUGGAGUCGUGGGUGAAGUCGCUGUCCCGAGCCAGCUUUGACUACAUGCGGCUGGUAGUGAGGGAGCUGGAGAAGCAGCUGCAGGAGAUGAGCCGGGGGCUGGCCGGAGGAUCUGGGGGCUCCCGGGAGCCUCCCGGUCCCUGGAAGCCGAAGCCGUCGGGCCUAGAGCAGUCCUGGGAGCGGCCGCCGGCUCUGCCCGCUUUCCUGCCGAAGGAGAACGGCUGUGCGGUGUGGAACAACGUGCUGGAGGCGGAGCGGCUGCCCGGCACCUCUGGCAGUGGUGGGCACGAUGAGGAGGGGAGCCCGAGGCCGCCGCCGCUGCCGCCGCGCAGGCGGGUGCUGAACGGCGAGGCGGCGGCGGCCGUGGCCGAGAGCCCGUCCACCUUCUGCCGCCUCCACGAGCAGUACAGCCGGGAGGUGGCUCGGCUGCGGCAGGACUGGCAGCAGAGGCGGCGUGGCUGCCGGCCCUGAGCGGUGGCUGAGCCCUGGGAACCUGCCAGGGGCAGGGUGGAGGUGGUCGCGCUCGGUGCUGGCCCUGUCCCCUCCUCGCCCCGGGAUGUGCAGACCUGGCCGCGGCGGUGACGGAUUCGUGCUGGUGGUGCCAACGAGGGAUGGGCACCGAGCGACGCCAGUGCUGCUCUGUGGUGGUGAGAUGGGCGCCGCAGGGGUGCCCUGCAGCCGUGCCCCAGGUUGGGUGUGGGGUGCUCCACUCAGCACAGGUGAACUACAAACCUCUCACUGACUGAGGCCUCCUGGGAACCGACCACUGCUCUGGCUCUGCUGGGGCCUCUCGGUGCUCUUGCGGUGGGAUCACGCAUUGACAACUUGCGGAGGAGGGUUUUGAUGGGCUCUCACUCUCCUGAGUGCUCGUGUUCCACAGUGGGGAGCCUUCCACCCACUUCCCCUCCCGGCCCAGCACAAGGCUGAGGUCGGCUGAGCUCUGCCAGAUCCCUCUGCUCCAGCAGGAUGUGGUUUGAAAUGAAAAUAUCAGUGAGUGCAGCCCUUCCUUAACUGCAGCAGCAGCUCAGCACGCUCCAGGGAGCUGGUGACACCCAGCCCCGGGCAUUACGCAGGGAGCAGUUGCUGCUUGCAGCCUGGGUGGUGAAUAUGGGGGGAUCAGACCCUGGGGGAGUUCGCCGGCUGCAGGCACUGCCUUGCUGGUGGAUAUUUUGGGACAGCACAUCACCCCCGUGCCAGCUCACUAAGGGGAAGCAUCGCCCGUGGUGGCAAAUGGGAACGUGUGUGUCAGCAGCAGAGCGUGAGGAAUGAUUCAUGUGCCAAACCAGAGCGAAGCUGGCGUCUCAUGCCUGUGUUUCUCUCUUCCUUCCACAACACACGCUCAAGCUGCCGGCCCAGAGGUGGGGUGACCCACCGUGGAGCAGGAGGGAGCAGUCAGGGUGCCCUGGCUUAGGGCUGGGUGGCUCCAGCUCCCUUUGCUCCCUUGGGACAGGCACAAGAUUUUUCUACAAUAAAAGUUGUUUCAGAACUUCCCUCCCA